Mastomys coucha (southern multimammate mouse) is the source of this 2053-nucleotide messenger RNA. It is a transcript of the gene Nup42, whose product is annotated as nucleoporin 42. Gene Ontology annotation, cellular component: nuclear envelope. The coding region runs from base 629 to 1543 and encodes 304 amino acids. Lineage: Eukaryota; Metazoa; Chordata; Mammalia; Rodentia; Muridae. The record is from RefSeq and is a predicted model, not a curated record. The transcript is spliced from 5 exons. Gene Ontology annotation, molecular function: nuclear export signal receptor activity; metal ion binding.
GAAACAUGUGGUUGACUUGUUGGGUUUUGGUGAGAAUGGAACCCGGACCUGCAUACAUGCUAGGCAGAAGCCCUGCCACGUACUUCUAUGUGUUUUUAAAAUAUAAAAUUUCUAGUGUCUAAAACUAGGCCAUGCUAAAUAAAUUUAUUCCAAACUUGGGCACAGCUAGAAUUUGAUCUUUUUAAAGUAUCCAAGUAUUCCAGCUAAACUUCAUGAUUCAAAGACUAAGAACCAUAAUGGAAUUCUUUUAAUUUGUAUUAUUCAUUCUCAGGAAAGAAUAGUAAAAUCAGGACCUACCACAGCUUUGAUUCUGUUGCCUAAGGAGAGGCUCUGCUUUAUUGGUUCCCUCUGUAGAGCCUCAGGAUCCUCACUGGUUCCCUCAUGGCCAGGAGAGCCCCAUGCUGCCACCAUUAUAGCCCUAGUUGCUGCCUUACAUUUCCUGUUCUUCCCUCCCAAGAAUUGUGCUUCUUAGUAAAACCUGUUGAGACUCUCAAGGAGCCAUAGGGAUGGCAUUUCUUUAGAAGAUUCCUUUUUUUCCUUUUUGUUUUUCCCAUGAUCCCUAUGGCUACCAAGUUCUUCCAACCUCUCAUGGAGAGGCUGAGUCUCUCCUGCUGAGGAGACGACAGGCAUGGCCCAGCCCAGCCCUGAAGCCAGGGUCAGAUUCCAGGAGCACCACUGGGCCUCACUCCUCAGCUCCGGCUCACCUCCACCACUCUCUUAUUCAGGUUUCACAGACAUUUCACCAGAGGAGUUGAGGCUUGAAUACCAUAACUUCUUAACCAGCAAUAACUUACAGAGCUAUCUAAACUCUGUUCAACAGCUCGUAAGUCAGUGGAGAAAUAGGAUAAAUGAACUGAAAAAUCUAAAUAUGUCAACCAAAGGAGCGCUGCUCUCUGAUGUAAAGGAUGGGGUCAGUCAAGCAGCACCUGUGUUUGGAUUUGGAAGUAAACAAGCAGGCACGUUUGGGUCAGCAGGUUUUCCAGUGAAUAACAGCAGCAGCAAUACUGUUCAGAACUUUAGUUUUAAAACUAGCCCUGGACUUGUUACUGCUCCUUCUGGAAGCACAUCAGUGUUUGGAAGUCACCCAGCCUUUGGGGCUAGGCCCUCUGCUGGCUCCAUCAUCUCUUCCUCCACUCCAGUCUUUGGACUUGGGAAACCUGAAACCACAUCUGCUGCGUCAUUUUCAUUCAAGAGCCCUGAAGCUCCCACUUUUGGAUCACCUGGGUUUUCAGGAUUUCCAGUAUCCAUGGCAACAAGUCCCUUUGGCCCUGCAACAGCCCCUGCCUUCGGAAGUGGCAGUUCUAUGGCUGGGUUUGGCAGUCCUAGCCCACAUUCUCAGGCUGGAUUUGCUAAACCUUCCACUGACAUGUUUGGAGGUAGUGGCUUAUCUACCUCUGUCCCAGUCUCCAAUGCCACUGAUAACGCACUGUUCACUCCCAGGGAUCAGCUGACGAAGGAAGAACUGGAACAGUUUCAAUCCCAGAAAUUUACCCUGGGAAAAAUUCCACUGAGGCCACCACCUAUCGAGCUUCUGACUAUAUAAAGGUCAGAUUUAACCACAGAAAGAAUGCCUUUAGCCAGGCAUGUCGUGCAUGCCUACAGUCUGGGAAGCGGAGCAGCGGAACGCCACAAAUUCAGACCAGUGUGGACACACAGAGUAAAUAAGAGACCAGCAGCUCUGUGUGGGACCCUCCAAGAGAAAGAUCUGAGUGGCUUUUAAAGUUGUGUUUUUAUAGUGCUGUGGGUCACACUGAGGCCUCCACGCAGGCAAGGCGAAUUCUACCUGACCCGUACUCCAUCCUUAACCAUGGCUUCUGAGAUUGUCUUAAAUGAGUUUAUAUAUAUACUUAAGUGAGUUUAUAUAUAUAUAUAUACAUAUAUAUAUACACAUAUAUACAUAUAUAUGUAUGUGUGUGUAUAUACACACACAUAUAUAUAUACAUGUGAUAUAUACAUAUAUAUAUCACAUAAGCUUUCAGAAACUUAAGGCAUUUUAAAGUUUAACUUUUCUAACCACCCAGCUAAAUAAAGGACAACCAAAAAAGUCAAUAAG